CACGCGCAUGAAAAAUGGGCGACUGUCAGCGCUCGUCUUUUCGCCGUCCACUCUUUUUUACCCGGCAUGUCAGCAGCGCGCAGACUACAACAACGAUGCCGUGGUUUAGCCGCUCGGCCGACCGUGAAGAUUACAGCUGCAUCUGAGCACCUUCGUGUAUACGACAAACCACGGGACGAGAACGACCAAGAUGCCCCGAAUUCAAUCUCCGGAAUCCCCGCUUCUGUUAUUCAAGGAGGAGCCCCUAUUCGUCGUCCUGGCCAUACUUGUCCCGACGACGCCCUUAUUGAGUUUCGGGUGCAAAGGAUUGAAGCAAAUUGCUUUCCGAUUGAAACCGCAGCACGUGGAUGCCAUUCGCUCGUCUUCGACGGAUGACGCGAACCGAGAGUGCAGUGUGCGAGUGCACCUUCGCUUCCGUUUGCUCUACACGAACAGCGAACAGGACGACAGUUACCCUUUGAACCUGGCCGUGGAGGUCAACGGUGAAUCUUUGGCACUGCCAGCACCCAUUCCUUGCAAGGUAUCCGGUGGGCCAAUCGAAUGGGUGUACCUGCCCAUUAACAUCGUCUCCUCCUGUAAACUGAAGCCUUCCGUUGUGAACAAGGUGUGCGUAACCUGGCAUCCCGUAAGCGGCCUACACUACGUCGUUGGUCUCUUCUUGGUCAAGAAGCUCGAGGCAGCGACCAUUUUGUGCGGGCUUGAACAGUUGAGCGUGGCUCUGACGAGAGACAAGAUCAAGAAGAAAGCCAAGCGCCGAGCAACCAUAUCCGACGACGUGGCCAUAACCAGGUUCCACGUUUCGCUCACGUGCCCACUGAGCCAGUCCCGGAUGAAGGUGCCGUGUCGCGCACGGUCGUGCAGGCACCUGGACUGCUUCGACGGCUUCAACUACCUGCAGGUCAACGAGCGGAGGCCCACUUGGACGUGUCCCGUGUGCAUGAUGCGGGCGCCUUUGUCGUCCUUGGUCGUUGACCAGGUGUUCGCACACAUCUUGGCGAACGUGCCCAACGACUGCGACGGCGUCGUCUUCCACGAGGACGGCUCCUGGACUCCGUCGCAGAGGGACCACGGCGCCACAAUUUGCGUGACUCCUCCCCUGUCUACCGCUCGUGGUUCUGUGCCGCCUUCGAGAUCCUCGUUCAGCCAGCAGGUCGGGCGAUCCCUCAAGCAGCCGACGAUAGAAGUAAUCGACUUGACCAAUAGCAGCAGUGACGACGAGGCGGACUGUGGUGUGCGAUGCUAACGUUUGGCUCCGUCGAGCUUACCGGCCCGCAACGCUUGCGCGGAGAAUUCGAGAACACUCGUAUUGGGCCCGUUCCCGUCGUGAAAUAGUCCUCCGGUACCAACAGAACCAGUUUUUUUUUUGCGUCGUUUGCGCCAAAUUGUGUUAAUAAUCGCGACUUAUUGAGUUUAAGCAGCGGAGUGGCUUGUGGGCGACAUGUUCCAUCUCAACACGCACGGCGACAUCCGCGUCACGGCUGCUUAUAUACACGAACACGCGGUCGCAAUGUGCUGACUUUUAAUUCAAUUUGAUGGCGCAAGUAAGUAGCACGAAUGUUGUGCUUAAGCCUAUCGCCUAUACCGCCUAGCUCUUUAGCGUGCAACGUUGGGCACAAUGAUAAGUUUUUGCGCGAAUCUCACGAGCGGGGGGCUUCUCGGUGCACACGUCGUGAAGCACAGUUCGUGUGUCCACCUGGUACGUUACCUUAUUUGAUCGCUUUUACCGUUUUAAGAUUUUAGUCUCCUUUAAAAUGCUUUGCUGCUUUCGUAAAUGCUGGAUGCUGAGAGCGAAUCGAAUCAAGACUAUCAUCUCCCCCUGUUAUCGUGCAGCAAUAUAUGCGAAAAAUGAAUAAAAGCAGAUUGAGCCAACUGUGAA
Messenger RNA from Rhipicephalus microplus (southern cattle tick), 1876 nucleotides. Its product is annotated as E3 SUMO-protein ligase PIAS3. Gene Ontology annotation, biological process: regulation of transcription by RNA polymerase II; protein sumoylation. Gene Ontology annotation, molecular function: SUMO ligase activity; transcription coregulator activity; zinc ion binding. NCBI's taxonomy places the organism in Eukaryota, Metazoa, Arthropoda, Arachnida, Ixodida, Ixodidae. The record is from RefSeq and is a predicted model, not a curated record. Gene Ontology annotation, cellular component: chromatin.